Molecule: messenger RNA, 1219 nt
Organism: Erigeron canadensis
Lineage: Eukaryota; Viridiplantae; Streptophyta; Magnoliopsida; Asterales; Asteraceae
Exons: 9
Coding region: 71-847 (258 amino acids)
Source: RefSeq, a predicted model, not a curated record
UCAUUUUUUGUUUUUUAUUACUAUUAUUACUUUUUUUUUUUGAUUAAUUGAAGCACUGAAGGAAACAAAAAUGGCGAUCUCACUGCUUCCCGCCGUUUUACUAUUAAUAAUUUCCAAAUCAAUAACUGCGUUUCAUCAAUCUGACAGCCGCCAUUUGAUUGAGCAAGUUCGAGAAGCUGAGCUCAAGCUAUUUCGCUUAGAAUCUAUCCUUGCUGAAAGCAUUUCAAUAGUGGAUUCUAAAAAUGUUUAUAUCAAAGGAACCGAGAACAAGGUUGACGAGAUGACAAGUGAAGUCGAUCAUCUGCAAUCUGUUUUGCUAACUAUCAAGAAUAAUUCAUCAAGUCCAAAUGAAAGGUUGAAUCGACUGCAAGAAGAGGUUCGACUUCUUUGGGCUACUGCAAGAAAAAACAAUUUCGAGCUUCACACCUUGGAAUUGAAAGCACAGGAUGCUGAGAAUGGGCUGGAAAUAACCAAGUCAAAGGUUGAAACGAUGAAUGCAAUUGUGAUUGAACAGUGGAUUCAAAUUCAACAUCUUGAACAGGCUCUUGUAAUUACAGAAAGGGGAGUACAAGAAGUCAAAAGGCAAGUUAGCAGGCACUCAUUUUUAAAGUUUUUAAAAAGACAAUGUGAAGUUCUGCUUGCCGACUGGUGGGAUAUGCUGGAAAGAACUUGGUCUGUAGUAAAACGGAAUCAUCAUCAGCUGCAACAGUUUGUUCAGCACGAAAUGCAAAAAUGGAAAUACAGUGCUGUGUUUGCAAAUAAAGAAGUGGUCUUUUUUGUGGCAUCUGCUCUUAUUACCUUCCCAGCUUUGAGCCUGGGGUUGCUCCUCCUGAACAGUUUUUGCUAGUGAAGGUGAAGUUUUUUCACUGUGAAGGUUGCUUGGAAGUUGGAACCAUCACCACCAACACUCAUUGCUGAUCACCACCAUGGACUAUUUCCUAUGUAUCUUCAAGAUUGAAGCAUAAAAUUGUUUACUGUAGAGUAAAUCCUACAUAUGCAGGCGAUUGUUUACUAUAAAGCCGGUCUGAUCAAAUGGAAAAUUACAAAGAAAGCGUUUACCACAAACUACAAGUGUGAUAAGAUGGACAAUUAUUACAAAGAAAUAUGACUCCCACUUCAUAUUAUUUGACAUUUAUAUUUAUACUCCAUUACAAAUCGUGAUAAAUGUUUUAAACUCUUAAUUCCAAGUUAUGUGAAACAUGGCCUCCUUAUUCUGGAA